This is a messenger RNA of Notodromas monacha, 1206 nucleotides long. NCBI's taxonomy places the organism in Eukaryota, Metazoa, Arthropoda, Ostracoda, Podocopida, Cyprididae. The record is from the annotation of a GenBank genome assembly.
AUGUUCCACCUGAGCAAGACGCGUAUUCUUUUUUCUUCCCCGUCGACAGAUUGGCUCAAUAUCUUUGCACUGAGGACCCGGGGUGGGUCUGAUAGAGGCCGCAGUGCUGAAACCAACCCCGGUGCCAGACCCAAGACCGGCGUCAACUCCGCUGUCGGAUUCUCGCUCAAGCUGUGCACGCAUCGUCGAGGCAGGUCUGCUCAGGAGCCCGGUCUGGGUUCCCCCGACGACUUCCAGUCCUAUUCGGAUGGGCAAUACAACGCCAGUGGAGCCACAUACGCGGAACUGAAUACGUAUUGCGAGAUCCCGGACAGGAGCGGGUUGAGUAGUGCCUACGGCAAUGUCGAGGAACAGGGCUCGAAUCCCUCGAGCGCGUAUUACUCGGACGCGUCGGUGAACAGUCAUCGUGGGGGGCGGCACUCGCCGUCGCAAGCGUCCGUGGAAGUGGCGACUAUUUGCGGCGGUAAUCACCACCAUCAUCAUGCUCAGCCCGGGUUGCAUCACCCGCACGAAAUUCUCGGUCCGGGCGUGCGGCCUGUGCCGGGAUUACAGCUGGCCAUGCAUCCGGCGCGGAACGUGCCGCACCACCACCACUGGUUCUCUGCGCCACGGGCGUCCAACGUGUGUAACUGUGGGCGCAUGCGCGGCGCAAGGCUCCCGCAGCCGGGCAGAGGCGGCUGGGUCAUCCCGUUGGCGGAGACGAUCGUGGCGCCGCCGAAUGCGACACCACCGUCCCCGCCGCCGCCACGCAUGCCGCUACAACACUCGUAUCCACAUCUCGUCGAGCUCCACCACGUGCAUCACCACCGCCAACACGUUCACCCUGACGGCGAGGAUUUCACUCGGCGGCCUUCGCAGCGGCAGGUGAAUCGCGAUGACGGCGGCACGGACGCCAUGAACGGCAGCGGAUCCGACUCUGGGAUCAUGGUGUCGUCGUCGGGCCCGCUGGCGGCAGCUCAACACGCGCCGCAGCCUUCCAGUCCUGCCAGCACGGGCACUGAGAGCAGCUUCUUGCUGAGUACUGGGCAAACGCAGGCGUCGGAUCGGGAACUGUUCGAACUGCCCGCGAAUCGUCCAAUGACUGUGAUCAAUCAUCACCCGUGUAUGUGCCCGAAUCAUGUUCAUAUGAUCGAUAGUCAACACCAGCGCGGUAACAUGCAUAUGGAUCAUCGAUGUCGGUCCUUCGUGCCGUCGGAAUACAUUUGA